Pezoporus flaviventris is the source of this 1828-nucleotide messenger RNA. RefSeq names its product SMAD family member 3 (gene SMAD3). Gene Ontology annotation, biological process: anatomical structure morphogenesis; BMP signaling pathway; cell differentiation. The transcript has 9 exons. The record is from RefSeq and is a predicted model, not a curated record. NCBI's taxonomy places the organism in Eukaryota, Metazoa, Chordata, Aves, Psittaciformes, Psittacidae. Gene Ontology annotation, molecular function: DNA-binding transcription factor activity, RNA polymerase II-specific; I-SMAD binding; RNA polymerase II cis-regulatory region sequence-specific DNA binding. Gene Ontology annotation, cellular component: heteromeric SMAD protein complex. Bases 416 to 1696 code for a protein of 426 amino acids.
GGGCCGGCCGCCUCCCCGCCCUCCCUCGGCGGCGUGAGCGAGCGUGUUUGGGAGGGAAGGAGGGGGUGGAAGCCGGGCCGGGGCGGCCAGCAGGCAAUUUGCAUGAGAGACAGACUGGGAAUGAGCUGGAGUGGGUGCCGCUCCGCGCACACAGAGCGGGGCAGCAGGGGGAGGAGGGAGCUGCCGCCGCCGCCGGAGAGAGGCGGCGAACUCCUGGCAAAGUUUGGUGCCGCGGGCCCGAGGUGCUGAGGCACCGGCGGGGCGGGCGAGCAGAGCAGCGCGGCGCAGGGCCAGGCCAGGCCACCGCCGCCCGGGGCCGGGCUUUGUGCUGCCCGCGGCGCGGCGGGGCCUGCGCGGAGCGGGGCAGAGCGGAGCAGCGCGGAGCCAGCGGCGGGGCGCUGCCGGGCGAGCCAGCAUGUCCUCCAUCCUGCCUUUCACUCCUCCCAUCGUCAAGCGGCUCCUGGGCUGGAAGAAAGGGGAGCAGAACGGGCAGGAGGAGAAAUGGUGCGAGAAGGCGGUGAAGAGCCUGGUGAAGAAGCUGAAGAAGACCGGGCAGCUGGACGAGCUGGAGAAGGCGAUCACCACCCAGAAUAUCAACACCAAGUGCAUCACCAUCCCCAGAUCGUUAGAUGGCCGGCUCCAGGUGUCUCACCGGAAGGGUCUUCCCCAUGUGAUCUACUGCCGGCUGUGGAGAUGGCCAGACCUUCAUAGCCACCAUGAGCUGCGGGCCAUGGAGAUGUGCGAGUAUGCCUUUAACAUGAAGAAGGAUGAAGUCUGUGUGAAUCCUUACCAUUACCAAAGAGUGGAAACCCCAGUGUUACCUCCAGUGCUGGUGCCUCGGCACACAGAGAUCCCAGCUGAGUUCCCGCCGUUAGAUGAUUAUAGCCAUUCUAUUCCAGAGAACACUAACUUCCCAGCAGGUAUCGAGCCACAGAGCAACUACAUUCCAGAGACACCCCCUCCAGGCUAUUUGAGUGAGGAUGGAGAAACAAGUGACCACCAGAUGAACCCCAGCAUGGAUGCAGGUUCUCCAAACUUAUCACCAAACCCUAUGUCUCCAGCACACAAUAAUCUGGAUCUGCAGCCUGUUACCUACUGCGAGCCGGCGUUCUGGUGCUCCAUAUCCUACUAUGAACUCAACCAGCGAGUGGGAGAGACUUUCCACGCCUCUCAGCCCUCUAUGACCGUGGAUGGUUUCACUGAUCCAUCUAACUCUGAACGUUUCUGCCUUGGUUUACUGUCCAACGUGAACAGAAACGCAGCAGUGGAGCUCACAAGACGACACAUUGGAAGAGGAGUAAGACUCUACUACAUCGGUGGUGAAGUGUUUGCUGAGUGCCUUAGUGACAGUGCCAUUUUUGUCCAGUCUCCCAACUGCAACCAACGCUAUGGCUGGCACCCAGCAACAGUUUGCAAGAUUCCACCAGGAUGUAACCUGAAGAUUUUUAACAACCAGGAAUUCGCCGCUCUCUUGGCUCAGUCUGUGAAUCAGGGCUUUGAAGCUGUGUACCAGCUGACCAGGAUGUGCACGAUCCGGAUGAGCUUUGUCAAGGGAUGGGGAGCAGAAUACAGGCGGCAGACUGUGACCAGUACUCCCUGCUGGAUUGAACUGCACCUCAACGGUCCCUUGCAGUGGCUGGACAAAGUCCUCACACAAAUGGGCUCCCCGAGCAUUCGUUGUUCCAGUGUCUCCUAAGGAAACAUCUCCUGGGGAUGGGUGGGGGGAGCAAAGACUGGAAAAUGGAAUUGGCUUAACCCUUAGUUAAACACUCAGUGAACGGAUUCCCGGUUAUCGAAGUGAUGUGAAAAACAAUCUGCUAAAAAGAAA